This is a messenger RNA of Cuscuta campestris, 1022 nucleotides long. The record is from the annotation of a GenBank genome assembly. NCBI's taxonomy places the organism in Eukaryota, Viridiplantae, Streptophyta, Magnoliopsida, Solanales, Convolvulaceae.
AGUGAGAUGUUUUAAGUGUAUAAUUAACACAGCAAGUUUUAGUAUUUUAAGGAUAUAGGUCACAUGAUACGAAUAUAGCGUUUGCGAAUUAUUGUGGCAAAUAGUAGGUUUUCAUCUUUUAGUGUUUCACUCUUUCGAAGUUACUCAAGGGGUCAUUGUCUUAGGUAAAUAGUCAUUUUGACUUUUCAUCUCGGAUUUGAAUGUAUUUCAGGGCAAUGAGCCUAACUAUUCCUGAGUCUCAAUAUGUCAUGUCGUCAGUAGAUUGCAGUAUUGGCGAAUACGUUCUUGUCUGGGGCGAAUCCACUUUCCUGUACGUUUUUAGGCUGGUGAUAAUUACUUUUCCAUCAAUGGUCCAGUUUCAGAGUCUAUAUAUAUCAAAUUGUGGCAAGAGCGUCUCACAUUCUCACAUAAUGGAAGGAACUUCUCGAGCUCUUUCUAAUACCAUAAAAUUCGUUGGUCUACUUGGUAGUCAUGCUCUUGGUAGCAAUCCAAGGUUUAUGGCUACAGCGGUUGAUCUAGGACGUGAAUUGGUAAGGCGAAAAAUCAGGCUUACCUACGGAGGAGGCAACAUUGGCCUUCAAGGAGCUGUAGCUUCAACAGUCUAUAAUAAUUGUGGUAGAGUCAGAGGUUUCAUACCAGGGUAUAUAGCAACAUCGAAAUUUGCCAACUUUGUCAUUUCCGUCACAACUGGACAGCCUGCGGUAAUUUGGGCAUAUCUCCAUCGUUUCUUCACGGAAUUGCAAACCGUUUGAUUCUGUGGAUUCCUAAGAUGUAAGGCUACAACUUUUGUAUAGAAAGUAUUUCGUUUUAACAUAUGUAAGAUAGCGUAAAUCGAACCUGAAGUCACUAGAAAGUUGCUGUCCAGAAUUUCGGGUAUGUCGAUGAACAUGAUUCCGACGAUUAACUCACUAACUUCAACAUUCCAACGCCGAACUUUCUUUGCAAUACCUUCCGGAUGUUCCUAAUAAUUGUUAGAGAGUUUAUGAUAAGUAUUUGGGAUGAAAUAAUAUGAAUUUUGGUGA